This is a messenger RNA of Epinephelus moara (kelp grouper), 8689 nucleotides long. RefSeq names its product neuronal PAS domain protein 4 like (gene npas4l). Lineage: Eukaryota; Metazoa; Chordata; Actinopteri; Perciformes; Serranidae. The record is from RefSeq and is a predicted model, not a curated record. The coding region runs from base 5471 to 7801 and encodes 776 amino acids. Gene Ontology annotation, biological process: regulation of transcription by RNA polymerase II. The transcript has 9 exons. Gene Ontology annotation, molecular function: DNA-binding transcription factor activity, RNA polymerase II-specific; protein dimerization activity; RNA polymerase II transcription regulatory region sequence-specific DNA binding.
UCUCAGGCACAGGCCCAGGGGCCCGCAUUGCGUUUGUUAGCAAAAUGUUAUUCUUGAAGAGACAAGUACCGACCAGGAAGAGACUCAAAAUGACUUCAUAGAUGCAAAACAACUUCAAAGAGACCUAAAAUGACCACAAAAAGAUAAAGAAGAAUACAUAUAUGCAAAGCAACUACAAAGACACACAGAACAACUUCAGAGAUGCAGAGCGACUACGAAAUGACCACAAAGACUCAAAAUGACCAGAGAUGCAAAGCAUCUACAAAGAAUCUCAGAAUGACUACAAAGACUCAAGAUGAUUACAAUGAGACACAAAACGACUUCACAGAUGCAAAGCAACUACAAAGAGACAUAAAAUGACCACAAAGAAAUAAAAAAAAGGAAUACAUAGAUGGAAAGCAACUACAAAGAGACUCAAGAUGACUACAAGGAGACUCAAAACGACCACAAAGACACAUAGAAUGGCCGCAAAGAAGUAAAAAAAGGAAUCCAUAGAUGCAAAGCAAGUACAAAGAGACUCAAACCGACUUCAGAGAAACUACAGGGACACAAAACAACUUCAGAGAUGCAAAGCAAUUACAAAGAGACUCAAAAUGACCACAAAGAGACAAAUGACUACAAAGAGACUCAAAAUGAUUUCUGAGAUGCAAAGAAUCUACAAAGAGUUUCAGAAUGACUACAAAGACUCAAGAUGAUCACAAUCAGACACAAAACUGCUUCACAGAUGCAAAGCAGCAGCAAAGAGACUCAAAAUGACCUUGAAGAAAUGCAAAUGACCACAAAUAGACACAGAAUGACCACAAAGACUCAAAAAAUAAUCAUAAACAGAGACAAAAUGGCCUCACAGAUGCAAAGCAACUACACAGAAACUUGAAAUGACCACAAAGAGACACAAAACGGCUACAGAGAGAUUUAAAAUGACCACAAAGACACACAAAAGAUUUAAGAGAUGCAAAGCCUGUGUGUCUUGCUCCUAUGAAGGAGAGAUCUCAGGGCCUUCUGCAUGUCUCAGCCAAGGGGCCCAAAGUGUCACAGUCAAGGUUGGAAAGCAAAAAGAUUCUUAUUUAAACAAUGAACAGACACUCUACAACAUGGAGGGUUGAAGUUAUUUCCCAUUUUGAUUUUUCUCCAGUCUUUUAUUUUGGAGCAAGGCUACAAAAGCAGGCUAAAAUUCAAUUAAGACUCAUGGAAGUCAAAAUAAAUUGGCACACUAAAAUCAUGACAAACUACAUGUUUCCACCCAGAGGAACACUUGAAUGACUUUGAUGGUUAAAAAAAAACAAGCCAGAUGCGCUCUGAUUUCCUUUAUCACUGGAGUGCAGUCUCUUGAAGCUACUGUAUGCGACACUUAAUAGUUACCAGGUCUUUGAACCCUAGUUUCUGCUUCCUGCCCAAACCCAAAGAGCUGAAUCUGUCCCAGCCGGCCUGUCUGAUAGCCCUCAUCAUCUUCUUCAGUGGGUACUCUGAAGUCAUGAUGCCACCCAACCCCCCCGCUGACUUUCAGACUGCCUAAUGGGAAGCGUGCGGCUGCUUUGGGGGGGUCCCAUCAUUAGAAAGUGUCUCACCCUGAACCCCAGCUCCAGUCUUUGCCUCUGCUACCAGUAGCGGCCUGGCAGUUUGUUCCCGUCUGUCACCAGCCCCGUGCUAUAAAGCCAGUGUUAUCUGCAGUGUUAAGUGCAGGCCACAGACGUAGGGUCAGCUUAAUGUGAGGCAGCAGAGACACCCUGUCCCGCCUGGCCCCGCCGCACACAGGAAGCAGGGCUGUGCUGGGUCCCUCUGUCUGGCCCCAGAGCCUUGCUUCGGCCAGCAGCACAGGCGCUAAUGCAAGGAGACACUCGACCAAAUGACUCUCUAAUUUCCCCUCAGGACUCAAACGAUCCCACUGGCCCUUGAGAAUCAGACUGAGGAUUUGUUCGGAGUGAUUUGUUUUGUCUUGUCCCCCCUAUCCCUGUGCAAUUCCCUCUCAAGUUCUAGUUCUCUGCUCCUAGCGUUGUUGUGGCCACUAAAUUGGGUAUUUGAAAAAAGACGCGUUAAAGGAGCACGAGCCCUCAGAGGAUAGAACCUGUGGCUACAAAACUUGUGCAAAAGUGUUGGAAAAGAAAGCAACAAUCCCUCUUUUCCCUGCACUGAAACACAGGCAAACUUUAAUCUGUAGUUUUCCAUGAAAAAGCGACUCCUGUAGGAUGAGUGGCAGCCAUGUUUUGUGAUGCCCAUAUAAUCUGUUCAUCUGCUAAAGGAACUAAUUUUGUGAGUGACCGAGCUUCUCAGCUUCUCAGUGCGUCACGUUUACAGACCUGUAGCUUAAUUCCCUUCCAACAGGGGUUUAAUGGAGUGACUAACACACACGCAGCUAAAGCCCUUUGAAUACAAACUGCCAUCGCUGACUGCCUGAGAAAUCUGUUGAGAAAUUAAACAAUGAUGCAUCAAGCUGGUUUCACUGCUGAGAUCUCAAUGAUAAUGACAUUGAGGUUUAUAGUCUGAUGCUGUGCUCAGGCUGUUGUGUUUAACUUCAUGGUGCCUCAUGAAACAUAACACACUUAUAAUGCACUUAAAAUAUGCAUCCAUUUUUACAAUGUCUACCUUCCCAAUGUGUGGUAUUAUUUUUACUGACCAGGGACAGUUCACCUCAAAAUCAAAAAUACACAUUUUUCCUCUUACCUGUAGUGCUGUUUAUCCAUUUAGACUGUUUUGGUGUGAGUUGUAGAGUGUUUGAGGUAUUGGCUGUAGAGAUGUCUGCCUUCUCUUGAAUGUAGUAUAUUGCAACUAGAUGGCACUCAGCUUGUGGUGCUCAAAGUGCCAAAAAACAUACAUUUGAAAAACUCAACAGCAAUGUCUCUUUCCAGAAAUCAUGACCUGGUUACUCAAGAUAAUCCACAGACUUUGUUGUGAGCAGUUUCAUGUAGGAACUAUUUUCUUUCUACAGAACUGCAUCCACCAUCUGUAUCACAGAGGGAUGAGUGCAUCUACUGCUAGCUCACCUAGCACCACGAAGCUAGCAACCCGGUCUCACCCAGAGUUGACGACAUCCGGCACUUGGGUUGUGACUUGCGAUGUUUGACACAGACAAAAAAAAAAAAGCCACCCUUAGAUGUAGGUAUGAUACGCGGCCGGUAGCCAUUAUAGUUUAACAUCACAGAGUGGUGGGUGGGUCAAGCAAACCCUGACUUUCACCCGGUAGAGAGGUGUUUGUGUCCCGUGAAUUUAUAAAGCCAAAGCCACAUCAGCGUAUAUAAACAUUAAAUUUCCUGUGAAAACGGAAGUGUAUCUUGAAAAAAGACAAUGCAUGAAACAGGCAGAACUUGACACGGUGUCCCACAGUGUCAAGUUUCAGGCGGUGGUGUAGUGCUAGUUGUUGAGAUGGAUGUACCAACAGGUAGAUAGGUAGGUUACUGGGGAGGAAAUGGGUAUACUCUACUAUAUAUUUCAGUGGCUUUUUGGUUGAUAGGUGGGUAUAACCUGUAUACCCUGACUAUACCCUCCACUACACCACUUGUUACAGGUGUCUAUGCGUUGUUAGCUGUUGGACCAGAGUUCCUAUUCGGACUUCUCACAUGUUUCAUAUAAAUAACAGUUCAAGUUAUCUAAUGGGUUAAUACUGGUAUAGUGGGACAAUCGGUAAAAUGGGACAGUUAAGCUUAUUAAUUUUCAUCUUUUCAUGUAUAUAGCAUAUUUCCAUUAGGCCUACUAAAAAAUCAACACUUAGCUUAUCAUUAGCAAGUACGUGAUUAAAGAAUAUAGGUUCUGUGGCUAUGACAUCACUUCCAGGGUCGUGACACACCAUAUUCAGCAACCUUGCAGUGAAUUGUGGUGACAAGUAAAAUGACAUGGCUUUUUGAGGAAAAUAAUGUUAAGUGUUAUUAAAAAAUAAAAAAUAGAAAAAUGAUGGAUAGCUUGUAAUUGUUAGUUAUUUUGUUAUGGGAUGUCAUUGUGAAUCAGAAUUUUUUUUAAAAAAUCCCAUUUAUAAUAAUCUUCUUUUUAUAAAAAUGUGAUUUUGACAAUGUCCCAGUUUGCCAAUGGCGUAUUGUUAAACUGGAACAGUGUGUUACUGGCAAAGUGGGGCAGCCAUUCAAGUCAUUCUAAUGGGGGACUUGACUUCUCUUUUUAUGUGCCCCUCAUACAUUUAGCAAGCUAGAUAUUUCAACAAGGAUUUACUUAACACUUAACCAGACAUGACAUGAUGAUGAAGAAUGUGUUUGAGGUGUCCAAGUUUGCCAAUAAAGGUGUCCCACUUUGACAGGUACCUCGGGUAAAAUGUGGUUUGGGGUCACUGUGUGUAUGAGGAAGAGUCAUCCAUACUGUCUUUAAAAUGUCUUUCGUAUAGUAGAGCUCUGAAGCUAUUUAGAAUUAUAUCAUAUGAAGGGCUAAAACAUGUGUACCAUAAUUGGAAAUGAUGCAGAAUGUAAAUUAUCAUAAAGUGUCCCACUCAACUAGUAUUUGCUCUUUUUCACACACAUUUGGAAAAAAAAAAGAAUUGAGGAAAGUCCAAAACAUCUUCUUUUCUCUCCCAUUAAUCAUCUCAUGGCCCCUCAGAUGUAUCUGAUGACCCUUUGGAGGGCCCGACCCUUGGGUUGAGAGCCAACUGUGUAUUAAGUAGUCAAAAUUAGCUCUACCUUGAGCAGCCAGUUUUACUUUUGAUGCCUCAGUCAGGUCAGUUAAUAAAUCUUCCAUACUUUUUCUUAAGUAUAUAUAUAUAUAUAUAUAUAUAUAUAUAUAUAUAUACAUAUAUAUAUGUCCUUCUCAUCUCAGGUUGUGUUUGUUAAUGUUUUAAUCAAAGCUGUUGCCAUGACAAUUAACUAAUUGAUAAUUACUAGUCACACAAGACUUCAGGCUUCCCCUCAUCUGUUUAUCUGAAGAGCUCCAACUGUCCUCAAUAAACAGCACAGCAAAUGUUUCCUGAGCGUCAGUGCCAGGUAUGACUGGUCACUUCAUUUUCUUAUUUAAUAAACACAAUAUUUGCGCAGGAUACGGUUCAACACAUGUAAGCAAUAGAACUGAAAUGAUUCGCUAAUUACGCAUGUGACACAUCACAUUUUUAACACUUGUAUAUUAAUAACACAUCUUGGUCACUUCAAGUGGCAGAAUCGGAUCCUGCGUCCGAUCCGACGGCUUAUUUUUAGGGCGCACAUCACUAAAUAUAACCCGCCUCUCUCCGUGCUCUGUCAUCGCGUCACAACAUGUAACAUGAUCCCGGUUUGUUUUGUUUUUUUCUUCCCCGCCGGCUGAGAUGGAUGACUGGUGUCGGGUUCUGGGGCUAUAAAAGGAGGGACGAGCUCGAGGGGCUCCACACUCAUCAUCCAGAGUCAAACCUGCAGAGGUAGAAGAGAUAGAGUCCUCAGAGGAUUAACCUCCUGUCAGUGGGCCUGCUCUGGGUCACAAGUAUUUCAUCAGUUUUUAUUUUUGAUCUCAUUUUUUUUUUUUUACACCUCUGGGUAAACCUGUAUGUUUCACCUCAGCUGGCUACACCAUCAAAAUGACUUUUUGGUGCAACUCCUGCAGAUGUCAUGUAAAGUCUCCGUGCACCUCUCAUCAUGUGCCCGAGGAUCACCACGGCGCCUCCUGCAGAAGGUUCAGAUCCACCAAAGGAGCAUCCAAAGCCCGACGGGACCACAUCAAUCAUGAGAUCAGGAAUAUGCGCGCCCUGUUGCCCAUCACACAGGAGGACCAGGAGCGUCUUUCCUACCUGCACUCCAUGGCUGCCAUCUGCGCCUACAUCAGGAAGUCUGUUCUCUUCCAGGGUCUUCCAGCCGGAGAGAGAUCACACUGCUCUCUGCCAUACGAGGCCUUUCUUCAAGCCCUGCACGGCUUCAUCCUGGUCACUACCGCCCAGGGGAGGCUGGUGUAUGUGUCCGAAAAUGUAGCUGAAUAUCUCGGCCUUUCAAUGAUAGAUGUGCUUCAAGGAGACACUUUCUUCGACAUGGUGGAACAGUCAGACGUUGAUAUUGUUAAAUCAAACCUGGUUAUUGAAAACAACUCAUCAUCAGAGAGGAGCUUUAUAUGCUGUAUGCAAACCUCCAAGGCCUUCAAGCUGCAACACGGCAGCUGCUGUUCCAUGAUGGUCAGAGGGAGCUUCCAGUCUUUCCCUCAGCCUCUCCCAUCCUCCUCUUCAGCCUGUCCCACCAACCAGCCUCUGUUUUUGGCCCUCUGCACCCCCACGGUCAACCGUCUGUGGAGCUCGGACUCCCACUUCUGUCACAGCUUCAGCAGUGUCCACAGACUCGACAUGACCUUCACUCAGCUGUCGGACAGUGUUUUAUAUUUUUUGGGGUACUCGGCAGAAGAAAUGACCGCACGAUCGUGGUACAGUCUCGUCCACCCUGAAGAUCUUUCUCUGAGUGCAGAUUCUCAUAGAAGUUUAAUGCAAGCAGAUGAGGGCUUCCAGGUAGAGAUGGUUCUCAGACUCCAGUGCAAGGAUCUGUCAUGGUGUUGGAUCUACAUUCGAGCUAACAAGGACUCUGAGUGCCGUGGUGUGAGCUGCACUAACUUCAUCAUCAGUGAAACAGAAGCCAGAUAUCUGCGGGAGAAAAUCAGCAGCGAUGCCUUCAGGCCAUCAUCUCUGGCAAAUUCCAGCCAUUUUGCAGGUCAACAGGCGCCCCACGCUCAGAGCCAAAACAACACUAAAUGCUGUAAAAGGCAGAGGACGUCUAACAGCCAAAGUGAGGAGCCAGGUGCCAAAGCUAGGAGGGAGUCGGAGCAAGACAUUUACUAUGCGGCGUGCGCCUCCUCCCACGGCGAUAGCUCCCCUGUUCCCUUGGGUGACAGCCCUGCUCUCUUCACCCCUCCCUACAGCCCGGCCUCCUCCAGCUCCCCUCUGCAACAGGAGGAGCUCAGCCAUGACCUCCUGAUGGAUGUGCAUGGAUACACAGAUCAGCUGCUGUCCUCCCCUGAGUGCUCUCCCUCCUAUUACUCCUACCCAGAGGCAGCUCUCACCUGUCACCAAUCACCCUCUGACUCCCUCCCUGCAGCCGCCGAACAAACCUUUGACCAGGCAGCCCUCGGCGCACUCAGCGCUCGCUCUCCACCUUCCUCCUCAUCUCCAACCUAUGAUUUCCAAGCUUGUUCGGCCGAUGCUCGAUUAGUUCCAGACCGCCUGUCUGUGUCCGACAUGUGUGAGAGCCCAGUAGACUGUGCUCUGCAUCAAGACGACUUCAGCCUCAUAGAGCAGCCACACGGGGGCAGCCUUGUCCAAGUGCAUCAUGUUCCCCAACAUGUGUUGCCCCUACAUUCCAGUCUUCUUACCCCCAACCAAUCUCCCACAUCCACAGAGUCUAACCAUUACAGCGAGAGGGAACAGGCAGAGAUCAGUAUUCUGGCCCAGCAGAUCUCCUCCCUGGCCAGCAGCUUUUCUAUGCAUCACACCCUGAACCCACUUCAAAGCGUGGCCCAACCUGCUCCCACUAACACCCUGCCCUCACCCUGCGACUGGCCACAUCACCCUCGUCACCCCUCAGCCCUUCCUCUAAAGCACGAGAUGGUCCUCGAUGACUGCGUGUUCGACAGCAUCCUGAAAGACCUUGACAUGGUCACAAGGAAAAGCAGCAUGUCCGACCAUGGUGUUGUGCCACACAGCUACCAGCAGGGCUUGUUGUGCUGCAGGAGUGAGAACCAUCAGUUGGGGCAGGAGCCCCUUGGUCUCCCCCUGACCAUCACAGAGGACCCGCUGCCUGUAGAGCAUUUCACUGCAAUGGAUCCCUUCAGUUUGCAGUUGGGACGCCAUGACCAAAACACUGGGUUGCAUCAACUCAACCACUACAUGCAGAGUGGCCUUCAGCAAGAUGGACUUGCUGAAGAAAACCUGUACUGAAAUAAGUCUGUGACUUACUGCACUACCACUUGUAUGACAUAUUGUCAGGGCAAACUUCCCACUGGAUUCAAAGAAUGUGAGCAAAGGCAUUUAAAGGACAUCUUUGCAGAGACACUGUCCUCAAAUGACUUUACCUGAAUGUAGAAAGGCAUCUAAAGUAGAUCAUGUGCUCUUCAGGACUACAGCUUUGUCAUCAUUUCUCAGCACUGCUGUCAACUGUGUUUUUUUUGUUUUGCUGAUGUCUUGUAUUUUAUGAAAAGGGUACUUUUUAACAAAUGCAUCUGACAACACUUACUCACUGAAAUGGAGGUAUAUUUUUCUUCUAAUGCUGAGUGACUGCAGUUUACUAUUGAGCACUUUAUCAAUGUCAUUGCCACAAGAAUUUUAUAAAUGAGAGGGCGUGCUGAUUUAAAGGAGUAUUGCGUAGAUUUCAGAUAAGCUUUAAGACAUGAAUCAUUCCUUAUGACAAAGAGCCAUUUGUAAAUGUUUGGUUUUAGGUGCCUUAAAAACACAAAGGGAAGACACUUAUCAGUUUCCUUAAAAGAAUGUAUAUAUAUUUACACUACUUACGUCUCAUUUUCCUCAAUGUGCCAAUGAUGCUUUCAGUUUGUUCUGAAUAAAGAAAUCAGUCAGCGAGAUGAAGAUUGUUACAUGAACACCUACCUCGAUGGUACAUCUGAAUACAUUCCAAGUCUGAGUUUGAUGAAUUAAUAAUAUUUAUUUUGAACAUCACUCCUUACUCUCACUUCAUAGUUAAAAAUAUUUUUUUUACUUAACUACAAUGUGAAUCUUAAACUUAAUCAUUCCAUAUUUGUUUGUUUUUUUGUUUAUUCAUGGUACUGAUACUGCACGUGUCUGAAUGUUGAAUGAUAUUGUGUUGUUCCUCUA